Molecule: messenger RNA, 2057 nt
Organism: Strongylocentrotus purpuratus (purple sea urchin)
Lineage: Eukaryota; Metazoa; Echinodermata; Echinoidea; Camarodonta; Strongylocentrotidae
Exons: 3
Coding region: 848-2026 (392 amino acids)
Source: RefSeq, a predicted model, not a curated record
ACAGCAUCUCAGUCUGCCUCCUGUGCUAAGAAACGUGAUGAUGUCAUAUGGACGACGAAACUUAACCGAGUGAGGCUAAUCCGAGCAUGCAAAAUAUGGUCUUGUAGUCAGGUGCUCCUGAGUACCGAAGUGUGUAAUACUACACCAUCACCAAGUCCCUCGGAUAGGAUUUAAAGCCCAUGGCUUCUUAUCUAUACAUAUAAUAUUCUUAUCAUAGUCGAAAGAUGGUAUGGACAUGAAGCGAAUGGUAUGAAUAAGCCAACCUUGGGUUUGGGGGCUUGUGAAGGAAUGCCGCUUCUCGGAUCCUUUGUUACCGUCGCCGCGCCUUUUCAUUGGUUUGUUAUAACUUUGUGCAAGAGUAAGUUCUAUUCAGCAGGCGACAGAGAGCGAGAAAGAGAACGAAUGAAACGUGAAAGACGAAGAGAAGGCCGGAGAAAGAGAAAGAAAGAGAGAGAGAGAAAAAAAGAGAGAAAGGGGUGAAUAAAGCACAUAAUAUUCAAUGGCUCGCUGGAGUGCAGCUGGGUGUUUUUAUUCUAACGUUCACUAUACGUGUGCAUGGAGCACAACUAUAAUAAAACGUGCAUGACUAUAUAAACUAUAUCUUAGCUUUGUAUGUUUGCGGUUUUUGUUGUUCAUGACUAUCUCAGUGUAACAUCUACUCUGUCUGAUAGAUCCCAUACUACAAACACGUUGUGUCACUAUUCUUCUGACGAUGCAUUUCGGAUAUUCCUGAGCAUAGACUCCCAAUCGCUAAACUCAUGGUCACAAUAAUGUCUUCACAAGUAAUGUAGAGACAUCAAUACUAUGCCCAUUGGGAUUUCGCAGCUACUAAAUACGGUGAAUUAAUAUGGCUGAUAACGUAAGGACAGACCAAUGGCGAUGGAAGGAUAGUGAACAUGAUAGUUCUCGACGCAACGAGGUUAAUCGUCAUGAUGGAAACCAAGACAACGCGGUCAUCUAUCGUAAGAAGAAUGGUGAUCAAAGACAUCGGCGAGAUAAGACGAAGAAACGAUGGAGCGUUCGACCCGACGUCAACCUCGUCUUGGUACCUCGAGGGAAGCAAUGUCAGAUCAUUACUGCUGUCGUCUUCAUCUUCUUGGGCUUAUUCUUGGCAGUAGCGGGAUUGGUUAUCAUAGUUAUCUUAAAAAGCGUUUCUCAAAUCGUCUGGAGUGUGGGCAUUGCAAUGCUUGUCUUGGGGGCUGUAGUACUUAUUGUGGGACUGUUUUACAUGCUGUGUAAGUGUUGCUUUCGGACUUCAACGAGAUAUAAAGAAUACAAAGCGCAGUUCAAAGCUGGUGGGAAGUAUGAGAUGGCUGAGGUGUCAGAACGAUCGCCUGAGAUGAAGAGAUCAUCUCCACGUGCAAAGUCUAAGAUGCAUGAUAAACAUCAAGAGUUAGUCGGUGGCUAUCAAAGUCGUAUGGGUGAUCAACCAUCAGAUACUACAUACAGGACAUAUGUGACUGCUAAUGAACACACCCCUUCCAUGCCGAACUUGUCGUCAGGACGACCUAGAUCAACCCCACAAUGGAUAACACCAGAAGGUUAUCGUCCUGUAGAGGUCAAUGACCUCUCCGACUAUACUAUGGCUAUGCAGACGGCAGACGAUCACCACUUCGAUCAUAACGGUCAUAACCAAGUCGCGUCGUCACCAGAUACAACUGAGCGGAGCGACCUUCAAGAUGACUUUGCCAAACUUGAAGAGGCACUGCGUGAAAUGGUCAUGAACAAAUCUGGGGGAGGAGAAAUGACGCAUCUGAUGAGAGAGCCCCUUGAUACAUCAACACCUGCCCACCCGAAGACACAAACUCAUCAUAGGGUACACAACGUACCUAUCCAGCUAGAAGGAGACCGUGGGGCACACACUGAUGGGGACCAUGGGGUACACAGAGUACCUAUUGUGAUAGAGGGGGAUCAUCGUGGUUCCUCACCCAACCCCAUCCCACCAUCAUAUGAUCAGGUUUUAAGAAACUACCGUACCUACUCAAGGUCUGCAUCUCCAACCAGGCUUAUGGAAUCGGAUCUUUAAAGGAUUAAUGAUUAGCCCGGUCAGAAAAAAA